GCCCCCGGGCGGGAGCCGGGGCGGCGGCGGCUGCGGCCGAGAGGGACCGCGACGAGGGAAUUGCAUCCAGCGGCCCCGGCGGCGGCAGCGGCGGUGGGGGCCGGGGUCCGCGCGCCCGGGCGGCCAGCCGCGGGCCAGCGCGAUGGAGCCGCAGCACGUGCGCCCCGCGAGUGGCGCCCGCAGCCCGACCUGGGAGGAACCGGAGUCGGAGAGGAUGGCCGGGGCCAGCGGCCAGCACCACCCUCCGGGCGCCGCGGGAGGAGCGGCUGCCGGGGCCGGCACUGUGGUCACCCCCGCCGCUGCUUCGGCGGGGCCGGGAGAAGAUUCAUCUGACAGCGAAGCAGAGCAAGAGGGACCCCAGAAACUGAUCCGCAAAGUGUCCACCUCGGGGCAGAUCCGGACCAAGACCAGUAUAAAAGAGGGACAGCUAUUGAAGCAAACCAGUUCUUUUCAAAGAUGGAAAAAGCGUUACUUCAAACUUCGAGGCCGGACACUUUAUUAUGCAAAGGACUCAAAGUCUCUGAUAUUUGACGAAGUUGACCUCUCAGAUGCCAGUGUAGCUGAAGCAAGCACCAAAAAUGCUAACAACAGCUUCACGAUUAUUACUCCAUUCAGAAGGCUAAUGCUAUGUGCCGAGAACAGAAAGGAGAUGGAGGAUUGGAUCAGUUCACUAAAGUCCGUACAGACCAGAGACUCUUAUGAGGUGGCCCAGUUUAACGUGGAACAUUUCUCAGGGAUGCAUAACUGGUACGCCUGCUCCCAUGCGCGCCCCACCUUCUGUAACGUGUGCAGAGAGAGUCUUUCUGGAGUUACCUCCCAUGGCCUGUCCUGCGAAGUGUGUAAAUUCAAGGCUCACAAAAGAUGUGCAGUGAGGGCAAUUAAUAACUGUAAAUGGACCACCCUGGCCUCCAUUGGAAAGGACAUCAUAGAGGACGAAGAUGGACUCGCUAUGCCUCACCAAUGGCUUGAGGGCAACUUGCCUGUGAGCGCCAAGUGUGCUGUCUGUGACAAAACGUGUGGCAGUGUUCUUCGUCUACAGGAUUGGAAAUGCCUUUGGUGUAAAACAAUGGUACACACUGCCUGCAAAGAGUUUUAUCAUCCUGUAUGUCCACUUGGCCAAUGCAGAGUAUCUAUCAUACCUCCAAUUGCACUAAAUAGCACUGAUUCUGAUGGUUUUUGUAGAGCAACAUUUUCAUUCUGUGUUAGUCCUUUAUUGGUUUUUGUCAAUUCUAAGAGUGGAGAUAAUCAGGGAGUCAAGUUCCUUCGACGUUUUAAACAGUUGCUAAAUCCGGCUCAGGUGUUUGAUUUAAUGAACGGAGGUCCUCAUUUGGGUUUAAGAUUAUUUCAGAAGUUUGACAAUUUCCGGAUUCUUGUUUGCGGAGGAGAUGGAAGUGUAGGUUGGGUUUUGUCAGAAAUCGAUAAGCUCAACUUGAAUAAACAGUGUCAGCUGGGUGUAUUGCCCUUGGGAACGGGCAAUGACCUGGCUCGAGUUCUUGGCUGGGGUGGUUCCUAUGAUGAUGACACUCAACUUCCUCAGAUACUAGAGAAGCUGGAACGAGCCAGUACCAAAAUGUUGGACAGGUGGAGUAUAAUGACGUAUGAACUCAAGUUGCCACCCAAAUCUUCUCUACUUCCUGGACCUCCAGAAGCAUCUGAAGAGUUUUAUAUGACAAUUUAUGAAGACUCAGUUGCAGCUCAUCUUACAAAAAUCCUCAAUUCUGAAGAACAAACGGUGAUCGUAUCCUCUGCCAAGAUACUAUGUGAAACUGUAAAGGACUUCGUUUCCAAAGUAGAGAAGGCAUAUGACAGAACAUUGGAAAAUGCAGUUGUAUCGGAUGCCGUGGCCAGUAAAUGUUCGGUCCUAAAUGAGAAGCUUGAACAACUGCUACAAGUUUUGCACACAGACCCCCAGCCUGAUCCUGUCCUCUGCACUGUCAACCCUGUCAUCCUAGAAGAAGAUGCUGUGGAAUCUUCAAGUGAAGAAUCCCUGUGUGAAAGCAAGGACCAGCUCUCAGAUGACAUUACAAAGCCUUCCUCACAGAGAGCCGUCAAACCGAGGGAAAUAAUGUUGAGGGCAAACAGUUUAAAGAAAGCAGUGAGGCAAGUCAUUGAAGAAGCUGGAAAAGUUAUGGAAGACCAGAUGGUUCAUCCCUGUGAACCAGGUAAUCAAUCAUCUGAGUGCAACAGUACAGAAAUAAGUGAAUCUAAUGACGAUGAUACCAAAGAGUCGAUAACUGUUAAAACUGCACCUCAGUCUCCAGAUGCCAGGGCAUGUCGUGGCCAUUCUCAACCUGAUUCUGUCCCUGGUCCAGCUGUCACAGCCACCAAAGAAAAUCUCCCUGUGCUCAAUACCAGAAUAAUCUGCCCAGGUUUAAGAGCAGGACUAGCUGCCUCAAUUGCUGGGAGUUCCAUUAUCAACAAAAUGUUACUGGCAAAUAUUGAUCCUUUUGGUGCAACGCCAUUUAUUGACCCAGAUAUAGAUUCAUUAGAUGGAUAUUCAGAAAAAUGUGUCAUGAACAAUUACUUUGGGAUUGGAUUAGAUGCGAAAAUUUCAUUAGAAUUUAAUAAUAAGAGAGAGGAGCACCCUGAAAAAUGCAGGAGCCGAACUAAAAACUUGAUGUGGUAUGGAGUCCUUGGGACCAGGGAAUUACUACAGAGAUCCUACAAGAAUUUAGAACAAAGAGUUCAGCUUGAGUGCGAUGGGCAGUAUAUUCCUCUCCCCAGUUUGCAAGGCAUAGCGGUAUUAAACAUCCCUAGCUAUGCCGGAGGCACUAACUUCUGGGGUGGAACCAAAGAGGAUGAUAUAUUUGCUGCACCUUCAUUUGAUGACAAGAUCCUGGAAGUUGUUGCAGUAUUUGAUAGCAUGCAAAUGGCAGUUUCAAGGGUCAUUAAGCUGCAGCAUCAUCGAAUAGCCCAGUGCCGCACGGUAAAAAUCACCAUAUUUGGUGAUGAGGGAGUCCCAGUGCAGGUGGAUGGCGAAGCAUGGGUCCAGCCUCCAGGGAUUAUCAAAAUUGUGCACAAAAACAGAGCUCAGAUGCUAACAAGGGACAGAGCCUUUGAAAGCACUCUAAAAUCUUGGGAAGAUAAACAGAAGUGUGACUCUGGUAAAACAGUUCUUCGAACCCAUUUGUUCAUCCAUCAUGCCGUUGACCUGGCAACAGAAGAGGUGUCACAGAUGCAGCUGUGCUCCCAGGCUGCAGAAGAGCUUAUUACUAGAAUUUGUGAUGCAGCCACAAUUCACUGUCUUCUGGAGCAAGAACUGGCCCAUGCCGUGAAUGCAUGCUCACAUGCACUGAAUAAAGCCAACCCAAGGUACCCGGAGAAUCUUACAAGAGAUACUGCUACUGAAAUAGCCAUCAAUGUGAAGGCGCUGUAUAAUGAAACAGAAUCUUUGCUAGUUGGCAGGGUUCCUUUGCAGUUGGAAUCUCCACAUGAAGAGCGGGUGUCCCGUGCCUUACACUCUGUGGAGGUGGAGUUACAGAAAUUAACAGAGAUCCCCUGGCUUUAUUAUAUCUUACACCCCAAUGAAGAUGAGGAACCUCCUAUGGAUUGCACCAAAAGGAACAACAGAAGCACAGUAUUUCGUAUAGUGCCAAAGUUUAAAAAGGAAAAAGUUCAGAAGCAGAAGACAAGUUCUCAGCCUGUUCAGAAAUGGGGCACUGAGGAAGUUGCUGCUUGGCUGGAUCUGCUCAAUUUGGGAGAGUACAAAGAAAUCUUCAUCCGUCAUGACAUCAGAGGGGCUGAACUUUUGCAUCUGGAAAGGCGAGAUCUUAAGGACCUGGGGAUACCGAAGGUGGGCCAUAUGAAGCGAAUUCUCCAGGGAAUUAAAGAGCUUGGAAGGAACACUCCCCCGGCUGAGGUGUAAUAUUGGUGCUAUUCCUUGGAAGAAAAGUAAUUGCUACUUAAUACAAAGUUCUUGGAAGCAAUUGGCUGUUCUUGUAGUUUUCUGCAUAGAUAAGUAAGCACCACUGAAGCACCUCUAUGGCUUGAUAUUUUGUUUAUAAUGAGACUUUUGAUUUGCGGAAUUAGAAAAUAUUUUUGUGCCAAAAAAUACAUUCCACAAAGCCAUUUUCUUAUUGUGCAAACCUGAUACGUUCAAAUAUGCUCAUAGUAGGAAAAAAGUAGGCGGCAUCCGAGAUGAUUGCAUUGUCUAAAAGGUGGAAUUGCAACUCACUUACUUUCCUUAGAUCUGGUCUGAUAGAAGGUUCUUACUGUGCAACCACAUAACAGUAUGUGGCUAAAACUUCUUGGGUUUCAUUUUUGGAGGCAUUGGCUUCUUCCUUUAAAUCAUUGGUUAGGAGACGAAGAUAUAUAUUAAGUUGUUUUGAAUGUUAGAUUGGUAUCACUGCAGGUUCCCAGCAUUCACUGAUCAAAGAAUAUAGUUAAACCAACCUAUCAAAUACUACGAAUAAUGCAGAUCUUAAUGCACGGUGUUCCUGCCUGAAUUGUCUUUCUUUUUCUUGCAUGUCAUAUUAUAACACUUUAGUAACUUUAAUCUCAGUUUUAGUGGAAUUUGAUUUAUGACUACCCACGUACCUUUUUGUUGGCUAAGGGCACUGCACUUUUCUGUUCUAUAAUGUGGAAUUUUAUAUAAAUAUUCUAUACCUAAGAUUUUGUGAACAUGUGUCUGUGCCAUAAUCAACAAAUGAUAAACAUCUUAUGCAAGCCAAUUUUAUUUCACCUUAUCAUACAUAAACCAUAGGUAUGCACAUUAAGAAAAUCAUUUGGAUAUUUUUAUAAACUUACAUGCUGUUACCUAACAGAACUUAUUACAACUUUCCAAAGCAAAAUUUCCACAUUUUGUUCCUAUUUUUCCAUUUCAUUUUAAUAAUCAUUUAAUAUUUUGUUUGAAUUUAUGACAGACUGUUGACAUCUAGGAAUUCUCCAAGGUCUCAGCUGAGAUUUGUAUACUGAUUGGUCACCCAGACUCACCCACUAGCUACAGUGACUUCUGACAUGAACUUCCCAACAGAAGAAAUUUAAUUUUUUUCUUAAGGGCUUUAUAAUAUUAUUAUUACUAUUAUUAUUAUUAUUUUAUUAUCUCACAUUUCUUAUAACCUAUCAGGUUGAAACUAUUUUCCUUUCUCUAAACCAUUAUACGUUAGAGUUGCUCAUUAGAAGUCAACAUUACAGUUAUCAAAUAUUUGAAAGCCAAAGACAUACAUACAAGAAGUCACAAAAAUAUCUUUAAAUAAACUUUCUUUAGCCAUUAUAUGCCAAGAAAUUAAAUAUAAUAUUUUUAAUGUUCUAUAUAAGAGAAGUAAACAGGGUACUGACCCAGUGGUGACAGUUUUCAUAAAGUAGCCUGGGAGGUGCUCAAUAGAUAUGCAAACACACUAAUGUACAUAUACACAUAUGUGUGUAUAUAUACCUACACACAUAUAUAUAUUAUCUUGAGACAUAGUAUCAUUGAUAUUUUCUAGACAAUCUUUGUCCAACAUUUAAAGAGAAAUAGUGAUAGAGGAGCAUUUGAAGUGAACUAUUGUCAGACAUAUCAUUUACCUUAAAGGAACUGAAUUAUUUGACAGUUUGUUCUUAUUUAUAACUUGGGUAUUUAACUGGUAAAGUCACAAAAGUUGAAUAUCUUAGAAAUAAAAAGGGUGGCUGGGAACAUAAUAACUCUGUGGUAGAGCCCUUGCCUAGCAUGUGUGAGUUUAUGGGUUCAAUCCCCAUCACUGCAAAUAGAUAAAUAAAUACACCCAAUGGGUUCCAUGUCUGACUAUAUAUUUUACCUAAGUUGUGGACAAAUGGAAAUUUUUCAAAGGGAAUUUGUAUCAAGUAGUUUAAAAGGGUAGUAAUUAAAUUUUAAUUUUAUUCACUCCUGUGAAGCCAGAAGUCUUUUCCAGUCCUCUUUGUAGUCCCCACCCUAUAUGAUGUCCUACUCCAUGCACUUCCUCCUUUGAAACUAAAAUAACAGGUGCCAGAUUCCAGAACUCUCCUGAGACCCUAGUCCUGGUCCAGGUCUUAGGAAAGGGUUGGUGGCGGGGGAGAGCUCUAGCAUUAAGAAAGUGUUACUAUAAAAUAUAAAAAUCUUUAUUGAUUCCCCCCACAAAUAAAUACCUCUUUGCCAAUAGAAGAAAUUCACAAGCUAUUACAUGUUCUGAACUCGAGUAUGAUGUAAAGGAUUGAAAUUUUUCUUGUUGAUGAUCUUUUCACUUAGGUAACAUCUUUAAAUUUCUUUAAAAUCUCAGUUAAUGGAGUCCUUAAUUAACUAGAAUUUUCCUUAAUUAACUAGAAUUUCCCUGGAUGAGAGAAAUCCUUUAGAAUGACAAUUUGGAUUUUUUUUUUUUUAUUUUUAUUUUUUUUUUGUUAAAUGAUAGCCGUUCUCCCUGUAAGGUUGGUCAGCUUGUCUACAUGUGUCUAUACAGGACUCACAUGACUUCAUGACACCUGGUGCCAGCAUGGCACCUUCAGAGCCUCCUUAAGCCCCUGUCAACAUCACAGAGAAACCAUCUUCUUAUCCUAGUUGAGGUUUAAAAACCAUCAAGUGGGAAUUGCUUCUCCCUGGCAUGGGGUCACAGCUUGGGGAGUGCAGAUGGCCUCUCUACUUAUACUCAUGCACGUGCUGCAUGAGAAGCUCACCCCUGCACCGAUGGCAGAUGUAGUUGUCACAGCUCCUCCUUGUAUGUAGUCUCUCCCACGCCUGGAUAAUUAGGGCGUAGGUGGGAGAAUCACAGCCCAAAUCUAUUUUCUUUCACUUUUACUUUCCCGAGAAAAAUUGCUUUUCAUGAAGGAAAGGGACAGGGUCAGCCCUAAGUAAAAUUCCAAACUUCUCAGUAUUCCCCAUUCAUUGUCUCUCCAUCUCCCUUUCUCAGUUUCUUUCCUACUUUCUGGCUUUACAUUUCCCCAUGCCUAAUACCGUAAUGGCUGCUCAGAUUCUCACUGCCUUCCACUACCCUUUGCAAGUCAGUUGUCUUACUGCAAAAUGACCUCUUUUAUCUCUCAUCACCGUAGCAGUUUUCUUCUUAAUCCUUAUUCUUAACUCUGGUUCUAGAUUGACCCUACCUACCCAGUGGGUUUAUUUGAGUAGCUAAGGUGGAGCACAGGAGAUUGACUGACCAGCUCAGCCAAACUCUCUCCAGCCCCUCACAGUACUAAGUGCCAGGAGCAAUCCAGAUCUGCUUGGUUUGUUGCCUAUGCAGCAUGUUCAUUUGUUCAUGACAAGUCACAAGGGACAUUUCAGAAGAAUAUGUUCUGAGAUAAGUAAAGACUGGUCAGUCUCCUUCAACUUGUACAUUUUUGUUUUAUCAUUAGGUUACUCUGUUGCCAUAGUUCAUGCUUGAGGACACAUCGCAGCACACACAUUAAAUGAAUCAUUAGGCAGGCAAAAAAAAAAAAUAAUCAAAAUAAUUACAAGUAAACCAAAUGUGUUAUUUAUUCCCUCAAAGUAGGCAUGUCUUACUAGAUUUUGAUCUGUUUUUCUUAUGCCAACUUAUCUUGAUCGUCAUAUGGCUAAUAAUUCCUUAAAAUAUACCUGAAAAUAAUAUAUUCUUGCACCCAAAUGCAAAUUAUUUAAUUCUAAAAUAAAAUUUUUCCCAAUGACUUUUUGGGUAUCCUUCACUUAAUAAUUUUUGCACAUUGAUGAAAUUUAACAAAACAUAACUGCCUAGAGAUUCUUUCUGUGUGUGUGUGUGUGUCUCUGAUCAUUAAUUUUUAAAAAUUUUUUAUUUGUUAUUUUUAGAUAUACAUGAUAGAAUGUAUGCAUAAUAUUUCAAAAUACAUUCUUCUGCCUAGAGAUCCUUUAACUAAUUUUUAUAAAUAAAGAUGGCACUAUUUUAGACUUCAUGGGUUAUUUUUGACAGGAAUCAAAGGAGGACAUAGUCCUUCAAGCUAUGACUUAGACAAUUAUAGGGGUUCUCUCUAUACAUUACUUCUAAAGUAAAUGGUCUACUGUAUUCUGUGGGGCUAGCAGUACAGUGUACUUUCAUACUGUUAUGAUAUGAGUCUUUUAAUUAAACCCUGAGAACAACACAUCUUUCAACUUUGAUGCCAAGGAUCUUUCCCAGCCCCACCAUCCCCAUCUCAAUGAACUAAUUGUACAUUUUUCAGAUGUACGUUGGAUAGACAAUGAAUUGAGAGGUGGAUAAUACAAGUGGCAGUUUUAAAACAUCAGUUCUUCCCAGUACAGAAAGAGGAAAGCAAGAAGUAGAAAUUCCUCCAAUAGGAGCUGUUAGCUACUGGAUUUGCCCUCCCUGGUGGCUCCCACUAUUUGGCUGCCACACUCCUCCUCUCACUGCUCCACCCCAAGUGCCAUGAGGCCUGGGUCUUGUCUGUCUCCAAGGAGACAUCCCCUGACUGACUUUGAUGGGACAGUCUCCAUGUCACAUCAGUAAUAGGAUGCCUCCCUAAGGAAGUAACCAAAACUUUUAAAAGGUGAUAAUUAUUGGCUUCUGCAAAAAGCAAAGCUUUGUUUUUAUUAUCUUUAUUACUGUUUUCUCAUUUUUCUCCAAGUUUCAUUUAGAGACAUUUAUAUCAGAAGAAAAGAAGUACAAAGGUUUAUCAUUAUAGAGAAGAGAGAUUAAAGACAGCUGGACUGUACCUAUUUGUAUAAUUCUGUUAUUUUCAGGAAAAGAAGUUUAACAGUAACUGAGACUGCAUUAACUCAGUAACAAUGUUUAAGAUAAACUCUGUAUUACAGGAUGUAAGUGGACAGUUCCCUUUAUGUAACUAAGAUAUUCUAUUUACAUUAUUUAUAUACUCUCUCCUAAUUUUUUAUGUAUUUCCAAGUUUUAGUUGGAAAAAUAAAAACCAAACCACUACUUAAAAGUUUUUAAAGCUACACAUAAAAUAUUUCAUUUUAGCUACAAGUUAUUCACUGUAUAGGAAUUUAUAGUCUGAGUAUUUCAUAGUAACUGCAUUUCAAGAGUAAAUUAGCCAAACCUAACUGAACAGAGAGUUACUUUUAAAAUGCAUUAAAAUAAAGGGGUUUCAUACUCAGUUAAUAAUGCUAAUAAAGUAGGAUAAUGCAGUUAGAUAUACAAGCUAAAAAGGAAAAAGAAUAUAUCUUGGGGCCCUUAAUGUUUGAUUGCACUAUUGUUUCACACAACUUAGCCAUAUCUAUUUCUGUACUCUAAGUAUUAAACUAAUAUGUAGCUAAAGAUUGCUUACAGUUCUGGUAACUGGUAACUAGUGCUGUGAAAGGUUUUGGUAUUGUAACAUUCCCAGUUUUGUGAGUUAUAUAUUGUAUAUUGAAGAUGACUAGUUAAUUGGAGUAAUAUAUUUAUCUAGAGCUGGGAAAAUAUGGUAAUUAUUUUCAAAUCUUCAAUAAGUUGUAUUGAACUUUUUCUUUCUCUUAUGCAAGAUAAAAGUCUUACUUUUUUGUUAACAUGUCUAUUUAUACAACAGGUUCCUCCUUUUACUGGUGUUAUUUUCAUAUUAAAAUGUUUCUUAUCUUUUAUACCAAAAUAAUUAUUGUGCUGGUUAUUCAAACUGCCAAGGUGUAUUUUAGUUUGCAGGACUUUUGGCAGUCAAAAUAUUUAAUAACAAACAAAAAUAAAAGUUCUGUAUAUUUUGUGACUUUAGGGGCAAGAAUUUUACUUUUGAAUUUCUGUAUGUGAGACAGUGCUGACGACAACACUGUCAGUCAUAGGCAGUAUUAUAACCAUUGAAAGACGGUUUUCACAAGUUGUAUAAAUCAGUGCAUUUAUUUAUUAUGUUGUGAAAUGUAAUCUAUAUACAAAAUGCAUAUUCUAGCUCUUUUCCUUUUUACUGCUGUUGCCUAAAGUGGAAUCGCUCUGUUAAUGAUUUACUUAUAUACUUGAAGUACUCGUUUCUGUCAAACAGAUGCCCAAUUUUUUUCUUGUAAAAAUUGAUAUUCUUCACCAUCACAGAUAAUUGAAUGGUCAAGACUUUGUUAAAAAAUGAUUUUUGCAUCUAAAAUAAAUAUUAAAAAGGCAUAAAGCCAAAGAAAAUGACCAAUGUUAAGAAUUUAAUAGAGUCAAGGGAUUCAUUAUGCUAUAGUUUACCAAUAUAUAACAUGUCUUCAAUGUCUAACUUUUUUCCUGUGGCGAAUUUUCAGUAUUUGCUAUAAAAGAUUCUAUUGCCAGUACAUUUAAAUGAACAUUGAGAAUCUUGAAUUCCCCAAAGUAUCAUAUACCUCUAGCAGUCAGGACUUUGUUCGUAGGUAUAUAUUUUUAACAUGUUCGCAUUUGACUAUGAGCUAUUUUAUAAAUAGUAACCACACUGGAUAAUGGUUGCUUUUGUCAAAUAAGUAAAUGAAGUUUUAAUUGAGUUUUGAAUCAUUUCUACUUAGAUUAAAUUUUUUAAAAAUCCAAAAUUUAAAACAUAAUAGCACAACUUAACCACACAGAAUAAAAUCACUUGUUUUUAAGGAAGGAAUAAAAAAAAAAAAUGUGAAGUGGUGUGGUAUGCUAAAGAAAUCACUUGAAAUAACCCCUAAAUUCUACUGUUUUUUUCUGUUUUACAGUGAGCACAAUAGAUGAAUUUUGAGAUAUUUAAGAAUUUGUAUUAGAAGACUAAGGAACUAGUUUAUUAUCAUUUUUAAAGACAGGGUUUUAUAUUAAUUUUGCUGUUGCACAGGAAAAUAAAAAUGUGUGAGAAACAUUAUAUAGAAAUUAUGGGAGAAAGGAAAUUUUGAUAAUAUGACAAAGAUUUGGGAAUAGUUUGAAUAUAGAUAUUUUUUACCUUAUAGAAACACAAAGCACAUUUGAGGUAUGUGGUAUGGUGGGCAUAAUACCACUAAACAAAAAGUGGCAUAUUGAAGAUGUCUGAGACUGUAUCUGGAUCUUAUAAAAAUAGGUAUUGAAUUCAGGGAGCCCAUUUUAUUGUUGAAGUUUAGAAUUCAGUUAAGGAAGUAGUUAGGAUGACUAACUGUUCAAGACAUUUGAUAUAGUCCACACAAGUGUUUAUUACAUGGGGCAGAUGUCUGUGCUUUUUCAACUUAGUGAGAGACUCAGAGAAAUUAGUCCAAGGGGCUUAGCUGUUUCCUAAUAAAAGAACACCGAGUAAAUGUGAAUCAGACCUACACCCUGCAGACCAAAGAGAUUUUCAUGAGAUUGUUAAGCCUUGAAAUUUGUUAGCAAUGAUGGUUUUUCCUUUCACUUAAAAGAGUAAAAAAUUAUUAAAAUUUAUAAUUUUUGUAGAGAUCUAAAUUCUGUAAUUAUAGAGAUAAGAAUAUUGUUUGAGUUUCCCUGAUUCCAUAACUGACUUCAGCACUGGGUCAUCAUGACCUUUUCUAUAAGCUAUAUGUUUUGGUGCCUAUGUUUUCCCAAUCAGAAAUGCUGCAUGAUAUUGCCAAUUAUAAGUACUUGGUGAUUUUUCUGCUAUAGAAAGAACUAUGUAAAGUGUGAAUCAUACUUAAAUUUGUCAUUUCUUUUCCACUGUCAUUUAUAUUUAAAGAGAGGCAUAAACAUGAAAAUUAAAAGUCAAAAUGGAUACCCCUUGAUGUGUCAUUUAAAUAUGAAAGCAAAAGGCUGGGCACGUAUCUCAGUAGUAGAGCACUUCCCUGGCAUGCUUGGUCCCUGGAUUCCAUCCCCAGUAUUGCAAAAAAUAAAAAUGAAAUGAAGUUAAAUUAGUACUAUCUGUGGGUUUUAGCCAUUUUCAUCUGUAUACUACAGGGUCAUAUUCAUUUUAGGAUAGGCUAACAACUCCUAAAAUCUUCAAAAAGUUUAGGUAAUUUCAUUUUUUUCUCUACAUUCUACCCAAACAAUUAAUGUCUUCAUAGUUUUAAUCCACCAAGGAGAAAAAUAUCUUUAAACUAGUUUUAAAAAAAUGGAAUAUGAUUCUUACCUAGUUUUUUCCCAGUGAUGUCACUUCCUGAAGGGUAAGCCCAUUCUGAAGAGUGCCUUUGAUCUAGAGCAUAGGUCACUGAGUACAUUCUCAGACCAUGGAAUAGUAUUUUGUCAUGCAGCACAUCUCUAAAACUUCCCAUAGAGAAACUAAACCAGAGAUUGUCCUAAUUGUUGCCAUAAUUGAAAUCUGGGCAUAAUUAAGGUAAACAAAUUAGAAAUUCAAAUAACCUGGCUAAAGUCAUUAAAUUAGUUAUAUAUAAGUGAAUCCUGACUUUAUUUUUGCAUGACAUUUGAAUUCAUUCACCAUCUGAUUCUUGACCUGAAGCUUUCUUUGCUAAAUCUGGCAUUUAUUAUAGCACAGUAUGGCAACUUGGAGCUCCUGUAGCAUUCCCAUCCCCUAGAAAUGUGGAAUUUUAAGAGAAUAUAAAUUGUAUGACAUAAAGGAAAAGACUGAAUUGAAAUUCAUAAGCGUGGUAUUUUGAUCUUGUCCUAAUGACACAACUUAAUUUUCAUGACGACUGAUCUCUAAAUGAUUAUUCCAGAACAAUUUGGUGACUGGAAGAAAUUAUUUCCUUGGAAUUUGCUUUCUUUCAAUGACCUGGUACACGGAUGACCUUAGUAUAAUUGAAAUUAAUUCUAAUUCAUUUUAAUUAGAACCUGCCCUGUUUGCAGAUUUCAACUGUAUAGAGGUGUUUUAAUAGAAAUAAUGAUGAGCAUGGAAGCUGUGAACUUGAAUAGUUCUUUUGUUUCCUUUCUUCCUUUUACUUGAAAAGCAUUUGAAAGAUAACAAGUUUUUAUGGCAACAUUUUGUAGGUUAUGUUCUUCUGCCAAGAAACUCAUAAACUAAAAUAUGGAACAAAACAAAUGCAUAAUCCUAAUCUUAGUUUUGGAUUGUGUAAGUAAAAGCAUUUUAUAUAUCAUAUUUUUUCAUUAUUUUGGCAAUUGCAUAUUUCAUUUUGACCAUUUCAAAAGUUGAAUUGACAUUUCAUUCCAUUUCUAAUUCAUUAAAAAAGUAAAAAUGAUCAGUUGCAGUAAAGUGAUAAUUCUGUUGCCUUGGUUCAGGCCCUCAUCAAUACAAACCUUCACCGUUUUUCUUUUUUUUUUUUUUUUUGUGGUGCUGGGGAUUUGAACCCAGGGCCUUGUGCUUGUAAGGCAAGCACUCUACCAACUGAGCUAUAUCCCCAGCUUCACCGUUUUUCUUUCCUGUGCUUUUGCCAUAAUUUUUCAACAACCAGUUUUCCUAAUUUUAUUCUCUCCCACCAGAGUAGAAGACACAAAUUUGCUUUGUCAUCUCAUUCCUAAAAGUUCUUAAGUACCCUUUUCUUUAUAACAUAUCAACCUAAUUCUUUAGCAAGAUGAAUAAGAUACUCUGUGACUUUGCUUCUCUCCACCUUUUUAGAUCCUCCACCAUCAUCCCUCUAUUGAUCUUUCAUAUUCCAGGAAUUUGGAAAUAUUCACAAUUUAGUGCUUUGGCAUAAUCCCAUGCCUUAGAUGAGCUCAUUCAAGAUUCAGUUCAUAUCUUUCUGUGUAGUCUUACCUGAUGGCUCCAGGCAGGUAUUUCAUCCAUACCCAAUAGUAUUUUGAAAAUUUUUAUGUUAAACAAACAUCAUAUUCCAGUUAGACACACACACACUCCUGCCUCUCCCCCUGAAUUUUUCUGUCUUAGUAGUUGCAGUGUCUAGCAAGCACAUAAUUGGACUUUGAUAAAUGUUUUCAGAUGAAGGAAAUUUGAAACCCAAAUGUUUCUAUAUGUUUGUACUUUCACAAAUAAAACAUUAGAACUCCCCAAAAAUCCACAAGGUGAAUACAUUCAUGAGUGUACAUGCACUCUGGACAAACCAAAAGGAGAUGAUGAGGCAAAAGUGGUUUUUUUAUGAAGGGUAACCACUUGUUGACAGUACAUCAGAAAGACCUACCAAAUCUGAAUAUUCAUUUCUGAAAAUAAGGCUGUGGUUUAUCACAUAACUGCCAAAUUCUUAUUUGUAACUCAUAAAUAUGUCAUAAAGAUUAUCUUUCUCUUGUACAGACAUUAGGCAUAUACAAUUUUCAUAAACACAUUGAUCACCUACAUACACUAGAGACUUGAGAAGGAAUAAGAAAAACAAUGAAGAUGAAAUGUUUAAAUAUACCUAACCAGGGAGAUUCAUGUGAUUUCAGAUGUUAAUGGCAUCUGUAAUGUAAAUGUAUGGUAGGUUUGUGACUAUUAUCACCCCUGGUAGAAUCUAAAGACUAAAACCAUUACAUAUGGACCUGUUUUUCUUUUGUGAUUACUAUAAAACUUUUCUACCACAUUCCCAAAUAAUGAUGAGUUAACACAGAAAAUGCUUUAAGUUGAUAAUUUCUAAAAUAAAAUACUAGUCAAAAUUUUAAUUAAAUGAAAUGUUCUCUUCCUUCACUCACUUGAUAGACAUUUUUCUGCCUGCUCUAUACUUGGCACUCAUUUAGAUACUAAGGAUGCAAAUAAAAUGAGACAUGGCUUCUAUCCAAGAGUUCAAGUUUGUUCUCACAAUUAUUUUUCUAGAGUCUGUUAAAGAUAUUCAGAGGACAUUCUUUUUUAAACCAAAUGUUUCCCAGGUUAUUUCAGAGAAGUGUUCUUCAAUGCCCCCCCCAAAAGAAAACUUGACCAAAUCUUGCAUAAUAAAGAAGUAAUCCCAUUUUUAUGCCCAUGAUUUUUGUAUUUUCAUAUCAGCCACAAAUAAUUUUGACCAUCCUAUGUAUGUUUUUCAUCAGUUCUGUAGAACUGAGGUGCUAAGUGUGAUCCAAGCAACUGGAAAAUUUGUAGAACAUGAGUUGAAUUUCAGGUUCAUUUUAGGAAGGCAUGUAUUAGUGACAUGCACACCAAAAUAUCUAAGAGGCCUAUGUUGUAAAACCUCAGGAGAAGAAAAGUAAUGCUUUUCCUUGGACAUUAAAGGAUCCAUUUGAAGUUGUGGAUUAAAGUUUUCACCUCAGUUGUUAGUGGGGAGUAGAGAAAAAUAAUAUUUAACAGGUAGCAUACUUAGCAUAUAGUAAGUGUACUAUUAGUAUGUGUGUGCCACAAAAGCUCCGAUAGAGAUAAAACAAAACGAAAAUAUUUGAGUUAUAAGAUUUAAUAUCUUUGAAUACUUAUUGAGGGUUAGGCUAUAGGAAUCCUUUAAGAGAAGAAAGAAAUUGUAUUUUUGCUGUCAGGAAGUAUGGAAAUUACUUGUAUGUAUACUCACAUUUUCAUAGGCAUUGUUUAAGUCACUAUUUCCAAUCUAUAUAAAAUACCAACAAUUUUUAUGUUCCCUAGCCAAAGAAAAUUCUUAAUUCAAUAACUUCACUCUUCGGUUUUAUAAAACAUUUAUUUAAAAAAAAAAAAGAGGCUCAGAAGGCUGGACACUUUGCCCUUCUAUUCAGCACAUUCGUUUCAC
This is a messenger RNA of Sciurus carolinensis (gray squirrel), 15139 nucleotides long. It is a transcript of the gene Dgkh, whose product is annotated as diacylglycerol kinase eta. Gene Ontology annotation, molecular function: ATP-dependent diacylglycerol kinase activity; protein binding. The transcript has 31 exons. The record is from RefSeq and is a predicted model, not a curated record. Bases 143 to 3865 code for a protein of 1240 amino acids. NCBI's taxonomy places the organism in Eukaryota, Metazoa, Chordata, Mammalia, Rodentia, Sciuridae. Gene Ontology annotation, biological process: intracellular signal transduction; diacylglycerol metabolic process; lipid phosphorylation.